AUGUUUGAAAAUCAUAGUGAGUACUAUCGACUUAAGCCGACUCCUCCGCCUUUUCCAGGAAACGUUGUAUGGCCUACUUUAGAAAAUGGAGAUAUGAUGCUCUUCCCAGAUAAUUGCACGGAUGAGUUACAGAACUGUAGUUCUAGAGGUGUUUGUGCACAUCACCAUAAAAAAGGAAUUGUCUGUUUGUGUGUUGGAGAUUAUUAUGGAGAAGUUUGCGAGAAUGAUCAUUCAGAAAUCCCAUUAUGGCUCAUAUUGGCGGCAAUUGUGAGUGCCCUUGUGGUGUACUUGUUGAUUCAUCGCUUUGGUGCGCGGAAAAAACUAAAUCAUACUUCUGACAGGAAUUGGGCAGCAUAUCAGACAAAGACAGGGAACAAACGCGGAGGACAUCUUGAAGAAAUACGUGAAAAUCUCAACAACCAGAAUGACGAGGCCGAUGCGAACUAUGUUAGCUUACAUGUGCAACGUUCUUCAAAAUAUGAAACUAUUGCCGAACUCUAA
Messenger RNA from Auanema sp. JU1783, 501 nucleotides. NCBI's taxonomy places the organism in Eukaryota, Metazoa, Nematoda, Chromadorea, Rhabditida, Rhabditidae. The record is from the annotation of a GenBank genome assembly.